AUGCACUCCGCGUUCCCCGAAGAGGGGAGGGCCUGGACCCGCCCGACUCUCGGUGCUGCAGAGCAGCAAAACCCUGCAGCAGCAGCAGCAGCAGCAGCAGCAGCCGCUGCUGCUGCUGCUGCUGCUGCUGCUGGGGCUACGCCGGCCGGCACACCGCCUCCCCACAUGUCCCCACCGCUGCUGCGUCCCUGCCCGGGGGCUGUUCCCGAGGCCGCAGCAGCAGCAGCAGCUCCUGCUGCUCCUGCUGCUGCUGCUGCUGCUGCUGACGGGUUUGCUGCUGCUGCGCUUCAGCAAGAAGAGGGGCCCUUCUUGGCUGAGGAAGACUUCGGAGACCCUGUGGCCCGCCACAGCAGCAGCAGCAGCAGCCCUGAGGAGUCUUACUAUGGGGGCCCCCUGAGGGGUGCUGCUGCUGCUGCAGCAGACCCAGCAGCAGCAGCAGGAACUGCAGCAGCUGCAGCAGCAGCAGGUGAGAGCCUCCUAGACGACUGGCGAGACGCGCCAGACCCCACAACAGCAGCAGCAGCAGACCAUGGAGCAGCAGGGACCAAUGCGCGUGCUGCAGCAGCAGCAAUGCAGCAGCAGCAGGCAGCAGCAGCUGAACAGAUGAGCCGCAUGCGUCUGCAGCAGCAGCAGCAGCAGCAGCCGUCAGUGUGUGCAUGCGGGGGAGAGUCUGUUGCUGCUGCUGUGGACCGUUUAGCUGCUGACAUGAAGGAGAUGCGGCAGCAGCAGCAGCAGCAGGAAGCGCUGCUGCAGCAGGUGCUGCAGCAGCAGAAGAGUGCGCAGCAGCUGCUGCAGCAGCUGCUGGGGGCCCUGCAGUCCGGGCGGGGCUGCGUGGAGACCGCAGCAGCAGCGACUGCAGCAGCAGCAGCAGCAGCAGCAGCAGCAGGCAGCAGCAGCGACGCAGCAAGAAGGGGCUUCAGAAGGGGACACAUUGUGUCUCCUCCAUGUUCGCCAGCAGCAGCAAACGGGGCGAGCAGCGAGGCCUUGCUGCAGCAGCAGCAGCAGCAGCAGCAGCUGCUGCUGCAGCAGCGCCUGGCGGAGGAGCGGCGGCAGCAGGAGCUGCUGCAGCAGCAGCGCGAGCAGGAGCAGCGGCGGCUGCUGCUGCUGCAGCAGCAGCAGCAAGAAGAGAGGCAGCGCAGGGAGCAGCAGCAAAAAGAAAGGAAGCAGCAGCUGCAGCAAAAACACCAAACCCUCAUGUCUUCUUUAAUAAAGGCUGGGGGCCCCAGCAGCAUUUUCGCAGAGCCGCAGCCCACAGGUGCUGCUCCUCGCAGCUUAUUUGAUGACUAA
Molecule: messenger RNA, 1287 nt
Organism: Eimeria necatrix
Lineage: Eukaryota; Apicomplexa; Conoidasida; Eucoccidiorida; Eimeriidae
Exons: 1
Coding region: 1-1287 (428 amino acids)
Source: RefSeq, a predicted model, not a curated record